Messenger RNA from Fomitiporia mediterranea MF3/22, 2156 nucleotides. RefSeq lists its product as uncharacterized. The transcript has 6 exons. The record is from RefSeq and is a predicted model, not a curated record. Bases 1 to 1923 code for a protein of 640 amino acids. NCBI's taxonomy places the organism in Eukaryota, Fungi, Basidiomycota, Agaricomycetes, Hymenochaetales, Hymenochaetaceae.
AUGUCUACCUUAGAAAGCUCCCCACUGCUCAACCGUGCUUAUCAGAAGCACUACGACCCCAGUAGCCCAAUCCUCCAUGAAGCAGAAUCCACAAUGGUCAAUUCUGCUUCCGGUUUCUCAACAGCAAGCUCAAAAACCCAGGCCUUUGGCAUUCAGCGUGAGUCCGCGCCCCGAAACUGGGUACCCGAUCCCGAGUCCCGGGACGAGGAAGGCCGUGCGCGCACCCUCAUCAUGUGCUUCGAUGGUACUGGAGACCAGUUCGACGACGACAACUCGAACGUUGUCCAAUUUCUUUCCUGCUUAAAGAAAGACAACCAAGCGCAACAGCUCAUCUACUAUCAGGCCGGCAUCGGUACCUAUACAAACUCUGCGUUUGUAACACCCGUUACGAACAAGGCCAGUAAGAUAUUGGAUGAGAUGGUUGCCUGGAAUCUCUCCACCCACGUUCAAGAGGGCUAUCAAUAUUUAAUGCAAAACUACAGAGCCGGUGAUAAGGUCUGCAUUUUCGGCUUCUCCCGCGGCGCAUACACUGCCCGUGCUCUCGCUGGAAUGGUACAAAAGGUUGGAUUGUUGCCACCAUACAACCAUGCUCAAAUACCCUUUGCCUGGGCUAUGUAUACCAGAGAAGACAAAGACGGCCUCAUCAACAGCAUAGGUUUUAAGAAAACCUUCUCAACGGACGUUGACAUCGAUUUUCUCGGUGUAUGGGAUACUGUCGCGUCCGUCGGUAUCGUCGGCAAAGAACUGCCCUUCGUCGGCACGAACAGCUCUAUUCGUGUUUUCCGUCACGCACUAUCUUUGGACGAGCAUCGCGUGAAAUUCAUGCCGAACUUCUACCAUCAUUCACCGGAUUCCGACCCCAAAUCAGCUGAGACUGCUGGCUCAGAAGCAAUAACCGCUGUUCCGAAGACAUUCUCAUCUCCUGACCAGGGUGCCGUCAAAGUCAAUAAACCAAAAGCGAAGAAAAUGGGGAAACACCGUUCAGAAAGUGAGAUGUUCGAGGCUACCGUUAAUGCACAGAGUGGUGUCGAUACCGAUGUGCUCGAAGUCUUCUUUGCGGGAUGCCACUGUGACAUCGGUGGCGGCUCCGUGAAGAACGGGACUCGGAACUCGUUAGCCCGCAUCCCGCUGCGGUGGAUGAUUCGUGAAUGUUUCCGUGCUGAAACAGGCAUUAUCUUCGACAAAGACAUGCUAAAAAGGAACAUCGGUAUUGAUGCUGAUAUGCUUUAUCCUAUUGUUCGGCAACGUCCAGCACGUAUUCCCGCUCCUUCCAAUGCGGUUAUUGCUCCAAGGGACCCCCAGCCGUCUGCAUUCUUGGAGUUUUUCAAAGUUAUUGGCGGGUUGAUUGCCAUUCCUUUGACAAUCAUCGCUCGUAUUAUCGCCUUCCCCAUUAAACACUUUAUGCUGCUACUAAAGUUCACGAGGGCAGGGAAGUGGGUACGGAAUACGAUUAAGAGUGGCUGGUCGGCUAUUACGGGAUUAUUCAAGAAGGCUGCCGAAGAAAUCAAGCCGGAUGCCCCUGCUUCUCAGGACAACUCAAAGCAGUUUGUAUCUGAAGAGGAAGAAGAACUUGGCGACGCGUUGCAACCUGAUUACGACCAGCUUUCACUCGCAUGGUUCUGGUGGAUCCUAGAACUCAUACCCUUCCGGUUCCGAGAACAGAAGGGCAAGCGUGACGACUACUUCGUGCGCGCGAACUUUGGUCAGGGGAGGAAGGUUUACGGUGACGCGAAGAAGAAUGGGAUCAAGGUACAUAGGAGCGUGAAGACCCGUCUUGAGGUUGUUGAUAAAAGAGGGAAGAGUGUUUACAAGCCGAGGGCGUGGUGGAAACAUCACCCUGCGCCAGACAAGAAGGGGAAAAAGGUCGCUGGACCGGAGGUUUGGAAUAUUGACAACCCUGAUCGAUGGGAGUGGGUUGACUGAUUGACUGACUGGCCGAGCAACUUGCUUGCUCGUCAUUGUGGACGCUGUGGUUGUACGAUUACGAGAUUGUGUGUGUGUGCCUGCACUGACUUUGUUACCUACACUUGGGAAACCCCAUGCCUCGCCUGGGUCUCACCCGUUAAUUAUGUUCAUUGUAGUUAUAAUUACAAACUUUUUAUCCUUACUAUGGGAAACCUCCCCUCCCCCACCCCUAAAGUUAGCUAGCACUUUCG